AAAGUUUUACAACAAUGUUGCCAAAGUAUCAAAAAUACAAAAUACAAAUACUCUCUCUCUCUCUCUCUCUCUCCCCCCCUCUCUGUCAUUCGCCCCCCCCCCCAGAGCUGCAGUCAUUAGGGGGCGCACAGAGUAAAGGUUAAUAAGCUGUACGCCCUCAUAGUAAGUGGCGGGGGGGGGUCGUCCCUCAUAAGAAGGUGUGUGUGUGACUAACUCCGUCCGUGUCAUCAUCAUCAUCAUCAUCAUCAGUACUGUAGCACGUGCUACCGUGGCCCCUCUAUCAGUCUGUCUUUUGACCAAAUUAACACAUCAGUAUCUGUGACGUUAAUGGAGGAGCCGUCAUACCCGUCAUGUUAUUGAAAUGGCUGGUUUUGUUGUGUUGUUUCCACGUCUCGGUGUGUUGUUGUGUUGCUUUGUGUUGUUGUGUUGUUUCCACGUCUCGGUGUGUUGUUGUGUUGUCUUGUGUUGUUUUGUUGUUUCCACGUCUCGGUGUGUUGUGUUGUCUUGUGUUGUUUGUGUUGUUUCCACGUCUCGGUGUGUUGUUGUGUUGUUUUGUGUUGUUGUGUUGUUUCCACGUCUCGGUGUGUUGUUGUGUUGUCUUGUUUUGUUGUGUUGUUUCCACGUCUCGGUGUGUUGUUGUGUUGUUUUGUGUUGUUGUGUUGAUUCCACGUCUCGGUGUGUUGUUGUGUUGUUUUGUGUUGUUGUGUUGAUUCCACGUCUCGGUGUGUUCUUGUGUUGUUUUGUAUUGUUUUGUUGUUUCCACGUCUCGGUGUGUUGUUUGUGUUGUCUUGUGUUGUUUCCACGUCUCGGUGUGUUGUUGUGUUGUUUUGUGUUGUUGUGUUGUUUCCACGUCUCGGUGUGUUGUGUUGUUUCCACGUCUCGGUGUGUUGUUGUGUUGUCUUGUGUUGUUUUGUUGUUUCCACAUCUCGGUGUGUUCUUGUGUUGUUCUUCCAACUUGGUGGUGUUUUCCCAGCUCGCUGCAGCCUCCGACGGACCGCCUCCUGCUCCGCUGUAGCCUCCGUCGAGGGGGCCGGUACAUACCGUGUAUCGCUAAAGCGGCAGUACUGGAAGAAAUACAGCUGGGCUGUGGAGGCAGGCGGAAUGCAGAGAAAAGAAAAGAAAAGAAAAAAGAAAAGAAAAGAGAGAAAGAAAGCUGGAUUAAACAGAAAGCGGAGGAGCGGUUCCUUCUUGUGUGUCAGGUUGACUUUCGUGUGUGUGAUCAGAUAGAGGAAGUAGGAGGGAGGGCUCAUGGCAGCAGGAUGGCAGUGCUCAUAAAGUGUGUACACACACCUCGGUGUUACGUCCACCUCGUUCAGAUACGCGUCCCACGUGUUCAGAGUAACCCACACACGCACACACGCGCGCGCGCACGCACGCACAGCUAAGCCGCGCUGGCUCGUCUCGUGUGACAGGUAAGGGGAAGGGAGGAGAAGAGCGAGGAAGAGGAGCCCGGAAGAACUGGCCGUACAGGUUGCCCGUCUUGUUGCACGCCGCCGAUUUCCAGCUCGCUGCGAGCCGACGCCGAUGGACGCGGAGCUCAGCCGGCUGUCCGUGAAGUAGUCCAGAUUCUGUCGGUGGUUCUCGGUGUCGGACGAGCAGGGGGGGGGGGACCAUGAAGACCAUCAGGAAAAAGAAGCUCUACGUGCUGAUGGAUGUGCUGUGCGUCAUAGUCGCGGCGUUGCCGUUCAUCAUCAUGACCAUCAUGUUCCAGCCGUACCAGCGGGGGGUGUACUGCGAUGACGAGAGCAUCAUGUACCCCGUGAAACCAGACACCAUCACCCACGGCCUGCUGGCUGCCGUCACCAUCUCCUGCACCAUCGUCAUUAUCUCCUCUGGGGAAGCCUACCUGGUCUACAGCAAGAAGAUAUACUCCAACUCUGACUUCAACCAGUACGUAGCUGCUCUCUACAAAGUACUGGGCACCUUUCUGUUUGGAGCAGCCGUCAGCCAGUCGCUGACUGACCUUGCCAAGUUCACCAUCGGCCGCCCAAGGCCCAAUUUCAUGGCUGUCUGUGCCCCCAAGGUCUGCAAGGGCUACAUGCUGGAGAUCAACUGUACUGGCAGCCCUCGAAAUGUCACCGAGUCCAGGUUGUCCUUCUACUCGGGCCACUCCUCCUUCGGAAUGUACUGCAUGCUCUUCCUAGCGCUGUACGUCCAGGCGAGGUUGGUGGCCAAGUGGGCCAGACUCCUGCGGCCCACCAUCCAGUUCUUCCUGGUGGCCUUUGCGGUGUACGUGGGCUACACCCGAGUCUCUGAUUACAAGCACCACUGGAGCGACGUGCUGGUGGGCCUUCUGCAGGGAGCGCUCAUCGCAGUGCUCAACGUGCACUUUGUGUCGGACUUCUUUAAGAAGCGCCCCCCGCUCUGUAUCAGCCCAGAGACGGCCGACAGCGAGGGGCCGGAGAGGAAGCCGAGCUUGCAGAUCGUGGACACCGAGCAAAACAACCAUUACAACUACCACCACCACAACCCUGGGCCCGUGUGAGAGGAGCUCAGCCUGGGGGGGACCUACGGCUGCAACUUGCAAACCAUCCCCAUACACAACAAACACAUGGCAGACACAGAUGUACAUGCACACGCACGUCCAACCCAGUGUGAGAAAAGGAGGUCCAAACUAAGGCUUCUUUCUUUGGUUCUGCAAUCGGCGGUAUGUGUGUUGCCCUGUGGGUAAACUUAGGACCUUUAUGAUGUAUAACCCCAGGCUGCAGAACAUCCACCCUCUGGGAUGAGCUGGUUGUAGAGCUGAGAUAUGAGUUCUGUAGUCUGCAGGUAUGAUUACUUCGCCCUGUAUGAAAAGGGGUAAAUAAGACGUAGGGACUCGGUCUGUAGCUUGCAGCUUCUAAGUCCCCUGCUCCAUUUGUUGCAACCACUUAAACAACCCCCCACCCCACCCCACCCCCUCCCCGAACCACUGGACUGACUGAGGGGGCUGAUGUCCUCACCCCUGGCAAGGCUAAGCCCCCUCUCUGAGCAUGACAAUGACCUCCUCUCCUCCUCAGCGAGAAACAAGAGGGGCAUAUUUUUUUAAGACAUCGUUGUUGAUGUAUUUCGUGUAUAUUCUUAUUAUAUUCUGUGUCAUUUUUUUAUUAUCUGUGCAUAGAGAACCAAAUAGCUCUUUGGGGAGGGGGGAUGAAAAGGUGAGAUGGUUGUGAGUAGGAACGACAAGGAAGGUUUUUAAACGUUGUCUGUUGACAUAAAGUAGACGUUGGCCCCAAUUUUAGCGCACCUUAAGUCAGUCACACACUAGGAGACUGUGAUGGAGGUCUUCCAUCAACACCUGACGAAGAGACGAGAGAUAUGCAGAGCGCUCUGAACCACCCAGAUGCUGCAGGAAACCUUGAUGGACUUCUGUAGUAAUGAGACGAUUGAAAGACAGACUGGGAUGGGAAUCCAACGACAGCCGGCACGGCACUGUCACCAGCCAUUCACUGAUGUAAAUGCAUGUAUCUGAGCUGCUUUUGGCCUCCUGCCAGGUAUUUUCAGCUCUCAUCGACUACUCGUGUUGGCUAUUGCUAAGUGAUUUUUAACUCAAUGGACGGUUAAUGGAAAGCGAUGACAGUUGUGAUUGACUAUACUGUCAUGCUGCUGUAUUUUGUGCUGCAGCUCUUCUGUCCAGAGAGGAGUCUCGAUAGUCAUGAAUCUGACGGUGUCAAAUCACCUUGAUUUUUAUUCAUAAACAUUAUAUCUGGCAGCACGGUGGCACAGUGGUUAGCGCGGUCGCCCCCGCGGUAGUCCAACCUUGGGGUCGUCCCGGGUCAUCCUCUGUGUGGAGUUUGCAUGUUCUCCCCGUGUCUGCGUGGGUUUCCUCUGGGUGCUCCGGUUUCCUCCCACAGUCCAAAGACAUGUAGGUCAGGUGAAUCGGCCAUACUAAAUUGUCCCUAGGUGUGAAUGUGUGUUUCGGCCCUGUGAUGGUCCGGCGGCCUGUCCAGGGUGUCUCCCCGCCUGCUGCCCAAUGGCUGAUGGGAUAGGCUCCAACAUCCCGUGACCCUGAGAGCAGGAUAAGCGGAUUGGAUGAUGGAUGGAACAUUAUAUCUCUGGUUCACGUGGUCUCAGCUAUGUUGAAUCUGCACAAAGCCCCAGGUCUCCAAAGCAGCCACAUCUUGAAGACCCGCUGCAGUGGCCGUCUGAGAGCAGGCACGGGUGCAGUAGUCCUCUAGUCUGUGGCCACCAUUUGUUGUUUGUUUGUCCCGUAGAGCCACACUAAACAGACUAAAUGUGUGACUCAAUCACAUCGAUCUCGUGUCAGAACUAGGAAAUGGCGAGCCUGUCAUAAAGGUGAACAGUACAAUCAGAGUUUUGAAGACCGAGCUAGAAGUGUUGUAUAGCUGACAUCCCACACGGCAGAAAACCGUAGUAUGCAACAGCAGCGGAGACACCAUCAUACAUCUUAAAUCUCACCUCAUCUCAUCUUCAGCUCCUUCUCCACGGUCGGGUCGUGGGGGCAGCAAGCUAAGUAGGGCACUCCAGACGUCCCUCCCCCCAGCAACGCCCUCCAGCUCCUCCUGGGGGAUCCCAAGGUGUUCCCAGGCCAGAUUGGACAUGUAGUCCCUCCAACGAGUUCUGGGUCUACCCCGGGGUCUCCUCCCAGUUGGACGUGCCCGGAAAACCUCCCAAGGAAGGCGCCCAGGAAGCAUCCUAUAGAACCCAAUUUCCCCUCGGGGAUGAAUAAAGUAUUCUGAUUCUGAUUCUGAUCCUAAUCAGAUGCCUGAACCACCUCAACUGGCUCCUUUCAACGCGAAGGAUCAGCGGCUCUACGCCGAGCUCCCUCCGGAUGUCCGAGCUCCUCACCCUAUCUCUAAGGCUGAGCCCAGACACCCUACGGAGGAAACUCAUUUCAGCUGCUUGUAUCCGCGAUCUCACCCCUUCGGUCACUACCCAAAGCUCGUGACCAUAGGUGAGGGUUGGAACGAAGACUGGUAAAUUGAGAGCUUUGCCUUCCGGCUCAGCUCCCUCUUCACCACAACGGUCCGGUACAACGUCCGCAUUACUGCUGAUGCUGCACCAAUCCGCCUGUCAAUCUACCGCUCUAUCCUACCCUCACUCGUGAACAAGACUCGUGAACAAGAAAAUCUUAAAUCAUAAAUCUCUCCGCUGGGAGGAAGUCCCGUAACAGCUGACACACCGUGGUGCGCUAUAUGACCCUGUUUACACUGGGUUUUAAAAUGCGUUUUGGGCGAUCGGAUCACAAGUGGACGGCGAGACACAUCGCCGUUUACACCUGUGUCUAUCAUGCGUCUCCAAAUGCGUCCUGCUGACCACUUGUAAUCAGAUUUCGUUACUCCGAAGAAGAUUUCCUGUUACGUCCUCGUCGGGGACGCAUCAGGACGCAUUAGCGUUUACACUACAAAAGACAUGUGGUCACAUGCGUCCCAGACCACCUCGACAAGUGGUUUGAGUACCCGCUUCACAAAACGUUUUGGUGGUCGUUUACACUUGUAUUUGAUGCUGCCCACUUGUGAUCCGAUCGCAAAAAAAAACACAUUUUAAAACCACGUUUAAACGGGGUCUACGACUUGAGCUAUGAUAUAGCUUUUUUUUUUCUUUAAAUAACAUGUCUACCUCUACCAUUCCCCAGUCUCCAAAACUGUGAUUGUACUGUUUAGUUUAAGGAAAGACCCCCUUGUAUGUGACAGCUUAUCCCCCAGCGAGACACAGGCCGCCUUCAGUUGUCAUCCAUGUAAGUGACUUGCACAUCCAUUCAUGCUGGUGAGGAGGUUCAUGCGACGUGACGUAGAGGUCAGGGCGCAGCUCGUGAGUGGCUGGUGUUGGACUGCAGAAGGCAGGAAGUGUUGAUGUGUAUCCCGUGAGUCUCUGUUGUGUUUUUAUUAACAGCGACAUACCACUACUUGAUUGCAAAUGAUCACUGCCAUUUGAACAUUUGGACAUUUUUACUUUUUAUUACCUUAUUCUUUAAAACUGCAUUGUUUUCUUUUUAAUUGUUCUCUUGACAAUAAUCACAGAAGAAUGAUAUGGGGGGGGCAUUUUGAAAAUGGCGUUUUAUUUAUUUUGAAACGAGAGAAGGCCUUUAUUUACUCUUGCAGGGGUGGGACAGGGGGUCUAAAUACCAGCGCUGUUCAGUUUUUGAGUGCAGUCACCCUGGCAAGCCGCUAGGAGCCACAAAUAUUUAAUCGACAAACGCCAUCAGACGUGUUUCACGUUGAAUGAAGGAUGCACAUACAUCUGUAUAUGUAUAUGCUGUAUGCUUUAAUUUUCGUUUUUGUUUUUUUUUGGGGGGGGGGGUUUCCACAUGGGGGUGUAGAGUUGCAACAUAGAAAUCCAGUUCCGGGUCCAAAACAGAAACCAGAUGCCCCGGCGUUGCUUUUUAAAUGGCUACUUUCAGGAUAAAGGGGUUCCCGAGCAAAGUGUGUGUUGCACGUCGGUCAUUCCAACCCGAUCCCACUUCAAAGCUUUUCCUCCCCUGCAUCCCGGUUCCCCUUCCUCAUGUCGAUGGAUGGGGUUGAUUUGCACAUGAGGACUCCUGUACAGCUCGGGUGCAGCGCGAGCCCAGAGGGCCGCCGAGCGAGACGGACUGAAACGGAACGAGAAGUCCACCUGGUAGUGAUUGUGAGGCCCCGAGAGCUGAUGUGGGACUUGAGAAUGGCAAGGCGUUGCAGAGGACCCACCCACAGCGUGCCACAGUCCCCGCGGGACUUCUUUACUUCUUUUUAAGACUUAACUUUAAGCAGCAACCAGAAACACCUGGCUCUGGUUUCAGAGAACCUUCGCCAGCCAGCCACUUUCCUAUCACUGCCCUAUCACUGUUCCUAUCACUGCCCUAUCACUGCCCUAUCACUGUUCCUAUCACUGCCCUAUCACUGUUCCUAUCACUGCCCUAUCACUGUUCCUAUCACUGCCCUAUCACUGUUCCUAUCACUGCCCUAUCACUGUUCCUAUCACUGCCCUAUCACUGCCCUAUCACUGUUCCUAUCGCUGCCUCCACACUAAGUAGAGCAGAGCUGCUGCUCACAGACACGGUGGAUGGUGAUGUGGGAACGUCAUGGUGUUUGACUGUCCUCCAGCUCGUCUCUGGAAACAAUGGCCCUCAGCUAGAGUCUGGGUGAUGAGGCUCCUUUGUUAUUAACACACAUGUACACCCGCCUGCCCCCAAACACACACACAUGCACACACCCACACACCCGCACCCAAUCACACACACACACACACCACGACACACACCUGCCCCCAAACACACACACAGACACACACAGUAUAUUGGUGCAUUAGAACUAGGUGCUGGCUGGCCAUGCUUCAGAAUGUGUCCAAUCCAGUAUAAUUCAUAUCAUGUUUACUUUUGUACAGAGGUCUGUUUGCUGUUGUGUAUAAAACAGAAUUUUAAAUAAAGAGAAAACACAAA
This is a messenger RNA of Lampris incognitus (smalleye Pacific opah), 7354 nucleotides long. RefSeq names its product phospholipid phosphatase 2b (gene plpp2b). The transcript is spliced from 7 exons. Bases 1613 to 2485 code for a protein of 290 amino acids. Gene Ontology annotation, biological process: phospholipid metabolic process; signal transduction; phospholipid dephosphorylation. Lineage: Eukaryota; Metazoa; Chordata; Actinopteri; Lampriformes; Lampridae. Gene Ontology annotation, molecular function: phosphatidate phosphatase activity. The record is from RefSeq and is a predicted model, not a curated record.